AAAUCUAAUAUAUUAACAUUUGUAACUACUCAACAGACAGCUAUAUCUGUACUGAACGACCAAUUACCAUGAUUAUGUGCACAUGUAUUUAUCAAUGAUCAUCAAUAGAUAAGCAUAACAGAUAUAGUGUGGUGAAUCAUUUAAAGUUUUUCAUUAUAAAGAAAACUGUCAUCUUUCAAGCGGAAACUAUAAACAUCCGGAUUUUUUUGUUUGGACAUUCCAGUUCAGUAAGAGACAAUUGAGAUGGCUUGGCGGGGUCUAUGGCAACUGACUAUGGGAGAAUCACCGGAAUUAGAAGACUUUCUUAGUCCAGUCGUAGGAAGUUUGGUUUAUUUCAUUGUAACCAUGGGUACAGGAGUUAUAUUCCGUGUUUUGAAUAAACAGUUCUCUCCUGCAUGGUGCCAACAAUACAUCGCUGAUUUUUCAGCCACUUUGGAAAUGUGUGCUUACUUCUUCGAAAAUAACUUUAUAAUGAAGCACUAUGGUGCCAUAUGGUUAUUCAUUGCGGUUGUUCUCCAGUGCUUGGUAGCAAACAGAACAUAUUUCGGUGCUUCGGAGAAUCCAGUUAAAUCGUUCUACGAUUUAUGUACAUAUAAAAUAAGCACAAAAACUGCUAUUGCUAAGAUAUUAGUACAGACUUUAGCUGGUGCUACGUCGUAUUAUUUCGCCAGAAUGGUUUGGGCUUUAGAUCUUGUAGAGGAUCACCGUGAGAGGUAUUUAGAAACAGUCUGUGAUACAGAUCUUUCUGUUGCCUUGACCGUGGGCCUGACCGUUGAACUUGGCGCCACUUUGAUUGACACAUGGUUGGGUUUGCAGACCCUGGUUCCACAAUCAUUCAUCGACGAAGUCCUGAAGUGUUCUAAUGGUGCAUUCAUGAUUGUCAUGGGAAUGCACUUAACCGGAAUGUAUUUUAACCCAGCCAUGGCGUUUGGUCACAUGUUUGGUUGUAGAGGAACCUCAGCAUGGGAACAUUUCAUAGUGUAUUGGAUUGGACCAUUCAUUGGUUGUUAUAUGGCUCUCGUCUUUGAUAAUAAACUACAUAUCGAUGUAACGAAGUCAAAGAUGGAUGCUGAAAAAAAGGAGAAAUGAUCGAUUUCAUUCUCAAAGUUUCUCGAGUUUAUCUUUCGAGUACAAGAGGUUACUUACCUGUUUUGUAGUGCUUUAUUCUGAUGUUAUCUUUUAAGAAUCAACGUUUUUCCUUGGCUCAAAUUUAUCGUCAAAUCUAAAGUUGCCGGUGACAUUCCUUGCCAUGACGUUAAUGCGCCAAAACAAUUGAUGAAAUUUCGCGGAAUUUAAUUUAUCUAAAAUUUAUACAUUUUUACAACUUCUUAAUUAUAUACUAUUUCGUAAUGUGAAAUAUUAUAAAAGGGAUAACAUUUACAGUACUGUUGUUGAAGACUUGUCCAAGAUCUAUAAGAAACUGUCUGUCCAUCAACAAUGACAGUAUACUUUUGUUCCAAGCCAAAAAUCGAUGGUUCAUUUAUCUUGUUCCCGACUAGGGAUUUCCAUUGAUAAUACCAUUAAACAUUUUUCUCCAGGCCUGGUGCCCAUUAUUAGUAUUUGUUUACACUAGUACCAGGCCUGGUGCUCAAUCAUAAUUUUAACACUUAACACUUGUAUAAGACCCGUGUUCUCUUUGAUUAAUAUUAACAGUUGCUCAAGGCCUGAAUGUCCAUUAGUAAAUUAAUUAGCAUUUAGCACUGGUCCCAGACCCUUGUGCCCAUUAUAGUAGUUUUUUACUCUAGUUCCAGGUCGGGGUACGAAUAAUAAUUGUCAUUUAACACUUGUCAAUGGCAUGAGUCAACCCAUUGAUAAUUAACAUUUAACAUUUGUCUUAGGCCUGAGUGCCUAUUAAUAUUGAAAAUUAGUACUUGUCCUAGGCCUAGGUAUCCAUUUAACAAUAUAGCUUUAAACUAUUCCCUAGCCCAGGGUACACAUAUUUAGUCCCAUUAAAUACUAGUCCUAGGCAAGGAAGUUAAUUGAUAUUUUUAAAUACAGCAAUAUGAUGGUGCAAUCCAUAUAUAUUAUAUUUGUUUUGUUAAGAUGUGAGAAACUUGUUUGAAAUGUGCAAACCUUGUUUAUAU
Messenger RNA from Mytilus trossulus (common blue mussel), 2084 nucleotides. Its product is annotated as aquaporin-11-like. Gene Ontology annotation, molecular function: channel activity. Bases 244 to 1089 code for a protein of 281 amino acids. Gene Ontology annotation, biological process: transmembrane transport. The record is from RefSeq and is a predicted model, not a curated record. Gene Ontology annotation, cellular component: membrane; cytoplasm. Lineage: Eukaryota; Metazoa; Mollusca; Bivalvia; Mytilida; Mytilidae. The transcript has 3 exons.